AUGGCUAUCGAGAAGCAGAAGGUCGCCAUUAUCGGCUCAGGCAACUGCGCCAUUGCCAAGAUUGCGGGCUACAACGCUGCGCGCCACUCGGACUCGUUCGAACGCCAGGUGAACAUGUAUGUCUACCAGGAGAAGAACCUGACGGACAUCAUCAACGAGGAGCACACCAACAAGAAGUACCUCCCCAACGUGCAGCUCCCCGAGAACGUCGUUGCCAUCUCGAACGUCGAGGAGGCCGCGCGCGACGCGACUCUUCUGAUCUUCGUGCUGCCGCACCAGUUCAUUCUUAAUGUCUGCAAGUCGCUCAAGGGCAACAUCUCGCCCAAGGCCCACGCCAUCUCCAUGAUCAAGGGUGUCGACGUGCGCGACAACAAGAUUAGCAUUUUUGCCGACGUCAUCCAGGAGGCUCUCGGCAUCCCUUGCGCUGCUCUUAGCGGUGCCAACAUCGCCAACGAGGCAGUCGCCCGCGACAAGUUCUCGGAGACCACCGUCGGCUACCGCCCCAACCAGCGCGAGCUUGCCCUGUCCUACGUCAAGCUCUUUGACACCAACAACUUCCGCGUCGGCAUGAUCGACGAUGUUGCCGGUGUCUCGCUCUGCGGUGCCCUCAAGAAUGUCGUUGCCAUCGGCGCCGGCUUCUGCGAUGGUCUCGGCUGGGGUGACAACGCCAAGGCUGCCAUUAUGCGCAUUGGUCUUAUGGAGAUGAAGAAGUUCUCGCUCGAGUUCUUCCAGAACGUCAAGCCCGAGACCUUUACCGAGACCAGCGCCGGCUUUGGUGGCCGUAACCGCAAGUGUGCCGAGGCCUUUGUCAAGACUGGCAAGCCCUUCUCGGUCCUCGAGGCGGAGCUGCUCAACGGCCAGAAGCUCCAGGGUACCGAGACCGCCCGCGAGGUCUACCAGUAUCUCUCGUCGCGCAACCGUGUCGAUGCCUACCCUCUCUUCCGCACGAUCUACAAGAUCUCGUUCGAGGGCAUGCCCCCGGCCCAGCUCACUUCCGACCUCUGA
This is a messenger RNA of Malassezia japonica, 1005 nucleotides long. RefSeq names its product glycerol-3-phosphate dehydrogenase (NAD(+)). Gene Ontology annotation, molecular function: NAD binding; protein homodimerization activity; glycerol-3-phosphate dehydrogenase [NAD(P)+] activity. NCBI's taxonomy places the organism in Eukaryota, Fungi, Basidiomycota, Malasseziomycetes, Malasseziales, Malasseziaceae. The record is from RefSeq and is a predicted model, not a curated record. The transcript is spliced from 8 exons. Gene Ontology annotation, cellular component: nucleus; cytosol; glycerol-3-phosphate dehydrogenase (FAD) complex. Gene Ontology annotation, biological process: glycerol-3-phosphate catabolic process; carbohydrate metabolic process. The coding region runs from base 1 to 1005 and encodes 334 amino acids.